AUGACAGCACCAGGCUCUGGGAACCGUAUAACAGCGCCGCAGUUGUUGGCGAACGAAGCAGGUAUUGAAACCGCCUGUGUAAAGAAAAUCAAACACGGUACAUUCAAGAUCGAUAAAUUGUUCAGAGAGAAUGACUCCGAUGUCAUUGUAGAUGUCACCGUCAGUGCUAAGAAGUUCUGUCCAAUCCUCCCAGAUCCGGGUGCUUAA
Penicillium subrubescens is the source of this 207-nucleotide messenger RNA. RefSeq lists its product as uncharacterized. The coding region runs from base 1 to 207 and encodes 68 amino acids. The record is from RefSeq and is a predicted model, not a curated record. The transcript has a single exon. Lineage: Eukaryota; Fungi; Ascomycota; Eurotiomycetes; Eurotiales; Aspergillaceae.